Molecule: messenger RNA, 4569 nt
Organism: Eleginops maclovinus (Patagonian blennie)
Lineage: Eukaryota; Metazoa; Chordata; Actinopteri; Perciformes; Eleginopidae
Product: trichohyalin-like
Exons: 26
Coding region: 140-3850 (1236 amino acids)
Biological process (GO): spermatogenesis
Source: RefSeq, a predicted model, not a curated record
ACAUACUUGUUUCAGUUUGCGUCACAGUUGUCAGACAAUGUAAACUAUAAAUAUGAGCAAAGUUUGAAGCAAGCGUGGCAAGCAGUGAUAAAGAGUGUUAGCUAGUUAGCUUUAAAAGUGCAAGUUCUUUAUUGGAGCCAUGCUUAAAACUCACACUACCAUGAGCAAAAAUACAACUUCACCGGAGUCAGGUGAAACCUUUAAGCUUUUGGGACAUGAAAGUGAUAAUUUGAACCUGCCACCUCCCCUGGAAGAGGAGCUGGAAGAUUCCAUCCACGACCCAAACAACAUUAAACAGCUUGUCAACGAGUUCAAGGGACUCCACGUGCAGAGAUUGAGAUGUCUCGAGCUGGACUCCACUUUAAACAAAGAGGAACGGCAGCAGAAGAAAGUGAAUUUCCUGUGGUCUUAUGUGAAUGACCUGACAGACCAGAACCAGGUGCUGCUUGAGACCAUUGAGGAUCUGCAGAAGGAGGACAAGGUUUCCUGUUGGGGAGUGAAGCUCCACACCUCUGAUCCCAUUCUGAAUGUGUCUGAUGCUGAUCUGAGGACUUUGUUUCUGGAGGAGCUUGUUGGACCUGCGGCUAACAUCCCACACAGCUCUGGUUCCUUGGUUCAGAUCAUAUCCAUGUUAGAGGAUUUGAAAAUCCAGUUGCAAACCAAGGACAUGGUCAUCUGUUACCUGGAGAAUACGCUCAGAGAGAAUUCCCAGCAGAAGCAAAAGCUGAAUGAAAGAGCGAGGGAACUUCAGGAGGAACUGAGGAGGAAAGAGGAGGAAUGGAGGCCAAGAGAACACGAGCAGAGACUGAAAUAUGAAAAGGAGCAUCAAAAAGCAGAAGAGAGGGGGAGGCAGGAGCAACAUAAGAGAGGGGAGGAGUGGGUAAGGAAAGUGGAUGAAGAAAGGAAGGCCCAUGCUCAGGCUGUUAAACAGUGGGCCAAGAAGACAGCUACUCUAAAAUCUGAGUUGGCGGUCAGCAGGAAGCAGGUGGAGCGACAGCAGAAGGAGCUGUCAGAGUCCCAUCAGAAGGAGGAGGCGCUUCUCUCUGAGAUGAAGGAGCGAGAGGAGCACAUGAGGUUCCUGGGCCAGGAUGUGGUUGGUCUGCGAGCCACACAGGACUCUCUGAAGGGAACCUUGGCUCUGAAGGAGAAACACACGCAACAGCUGCUCCACGACAACACACACCUCAAAGAAAGCCAGGCCUCACUGCAGAGCAAAUUACAAACAACAAGUGAAACCCUGGAUCAAACCAAGAAGAGUCUGGACACAGAACGACAGCAGAGGCAGCAGAUCCCAGAGCAGUUGCACCAUGCCAACAAAGAGAUGCAGUGUAUGCAGCAGGAGCUAACACAUGCACGUCACACCACUGAAAAAAAGAUUCUGGAGGAGAUGAAGACGCCGAUGAAGCAGCUCUCUGAACUUCAGCAAGAGUUGCUCCGAAAAGAUAUGGCUUUAGAGGAACUCUGCGAGGAGAGGGAAGAGCUGAGAGCCAAGAUGGAGGACCGGAGCAGAGAGUGUGUCCACCUCCACCAGACCAAAGAGAGACUGCAGGCUGACUUGGCUCUGAGCCACGAGAAGAUCCAUACCUCACACCUGGAGGUUCGAAGCAGAGAUCAGUUCAUUCUGCAGCUCAGAGCUGAAAUGAAGACCGCCGAACAGAAGCAUCAAAGGAAUCAGGAUCAGGUGGCAGCGCUGGAGGCUGAGGUUAGACACUUGAAACACAAGGUCAGAGGACACCGUGAAGAGAAGUUCCAGUUUAUCGAAAAGGUCAGGGACACCGAGCGCCUCGUAGACCAGAAGGAGAAAGAACAGCAGCAGCUAAAGGAUCAGCGGCGUGAUGGUCAGCAACAGGUUGAGACGUUUGAAGGGAAGCUGAAGAAGCAGGAGGUUAGGAUUGCACUUCUUCAUGAGCAGCUGAGAGGAGCCAAGGAGGAGCUGAAAGAUGCCAGUUUACAAGCCCAGGAGCAGAAAGAAACGGCAGCCAUUUUUAGACAAAAGUUCACCGCAGCGAUGGAGAAGGUGCAUCGGGUGCUAGGGCAGGUGGAGCAUUUGGAAGAGGAACUACAGUAUUCACAGCAACAGCUCAGAGAUUCCAAAUUGGCAACUGAUUCUGUGAAAAAGGAGCGCGCCGAGAUGGAGCAGCGGUACCAGGAAAAGGUCAGCCAAUGGGAGAACUCGCAGGAGGCUCUGGACCAGCUGACGGAUGAACUCGAGGCCAAUCAGCAUCUACUAAGGGAGGGUCAACAAAAAGAGGACCAUCUAAACGGCCUGAUCGGAUCCCUGCAGGAGCAAACAGACACACUCAAACAGCAGAAACUGGUGUUGGAGUGUGACCUAGAGCUUCAUAAACAGAGUCAUUCUCAUACGGACGAGGAGUACCUCCACCAGCUUGAACACCAGCAGCAGCUACAGCAGCGCUGCACGGAGCAGGUUGAGAGCCGUGCGCGGUGUGAAAAGGCUAUUCUUCAGAUGAAGUCAGAGCUGGAGAGACAAGCCCUGGAAAAAGUGUGUCUGAAGAAAAGUCUUCUCUCGUCCCACCAUACACACAUGAGCGAACGCAGCCAGCUGGAACAGGAAGCGAUUCAUCUGAAAAAGGAAGUGACACGCGUAGAGCUUGAGCUGGCUGACACCCAAAAGGUACAUGUGGCACUUCUCAGACAGUCGGAGGAGGAGCUGAAGGAGACCAGACGAGAGGCAGCGAGCAGGGGCAGCGAGGUGGAGGUACAGAGAGGGGAGGCGCAGAAACUUCAGGAGGAGUUACUGAAGGAGGAGGAGAAGAGGAGGAACGCCAUCAGAGAGAAACUGAGUCUGAGCGCUUGUGUCAGACAGAUGAACCGAGAGAUGGAGGAGCUACGCAACAAGCUGCGAGUGACAGAGGAGGAGUUGGCAGCCCGUACAGAGGAGGCGAGGCGGAUGGAGGGGUGCCUGAAUGAGGGAAAGCUAGCAGAGGGGAAAAUAAGGUCUAUGGCUGUGAGUCUGGAGACGGAGCUGGUGGAGCUCAGGAGGAAUCUUCAGCAUGCUGUCGAUCACAAACUGGAGGCAGAGCAAGAGAGGCAGGAAGCAAAGGAACAGGGACACACACUGCAGGUGAAGCUGGAGGAGACGCGGUCCAGCAAUGAAAACCUCCGCCAUGAGAGCCAGCUGGUCCUCACUAAUGUCAACCGCUGGAUCAGUGAACAAAAGGCUUCCAACGAGAGCGUCUCUGCUCAGAUGAAGGCCCAAAACAAGCUGCUGCUCAUCCUCACUGAAGAGAAAGCACAUCUUCAGGGCGCUAAUGACACGCUGAAGGCGGAGGUAAAGGGACUGAAAGAGGCGGCGGAGGAGAAGCACAGAGACACGGAGCAUUUCAAGGCCCGGACCCGAGACCAGGGCAUCCGGCAAGACGGGAGAACCAUAGAAAAGCAGGGCUGCGUCGCUCAAAAUCUCAGCAAAAUCGAGGACAUGCAGACCAGACUGCGAAGCAACCUGGAGGCCGUUGGAAUGCUAAAUCAACAAUUAACCUCCCUCAGCAGGGAGAACCAGCGGUUGCGUAGGCAGCUGGAGGAGGAGAAGUCUAAGCGUAGACAAGUGGACCUCCCUCCUCCUCCCCCCUCCCAGCAGACCUCCUACAUCCACCUCCCCCUCAGCGCCCGCCCACAUCCUCGCUCCACCUCCCUCCGCCUUCCUCCUCCUCUGGGCCCGGACACAGUGACAGGGGACAUUGAUGGGAUUCUAACCCACACCAAGGUGAGCGGCGCCCGGCUAGGGAGAGCAGGUGAGUCCCAGGCUUUGGGGGAGGCGUUCAGGAUCAGGCUCCCCGCCUCUCUGGGUGGCGCUUGGUCUGGGAGGACAAGCAGAGAUCUGAACAAAUGAAGCCCCCUGAAGACUUUGACCUGUCGUGACUUCCUGACCCGCAGCUCCUCACCAGGGAGUGCCGUCGGUUUGAGGUUAAUGUCCUGCAGGUCAAAGUCAAGUCCCAGGGUGCUUUUUGCCUGAGGGGGGCUCCAGAACCGGGGAAUGAAGGAAUUCCCUCAAAUCAUCAGAAAUCAAACAUGUCUCUACUGCUGAAGAGGUUCAGUUCAAGAGCAAUCACAUUAGAGAUUUAAAAUAGGACACUAAAGUGAUGCAAACCUUAAAAUGCUGCAAUGAUGUGAGCCAUCGCAGCUAAUAACGUUAGCAAUCAUGUCCUAAAAUACUCUUCUUUUGCAACAAAACUGUAGCACUAAGCACCUAAAAACAUUCCCCUGCACUUGUUUGAAAAUCCAGACACUUCUGAUGAACUAUACUCAAUGUAUUUCAACUAAAACAAAUGAAUAAGACUCACUGGAAACCCUUCAGUGCAGAUGAAUGUGUCUUACACUGGAGAAGAGUUUACGGCACAUCAUCAGGAUCCACAGACGCCGCUCAGAUGGCAGUAACACACUCUCUGAUUACUGUGCAGCUGUGCGCCAUGUGUCCUGCAUCUACUGCGGUGAAUGUGGCCGUACGUCUUUAUGCAAGUACAUUAUGUGUCUGCGUGCUUCUGCCUCUCCGCCUGUGGGGGAGUGUGUGCUCGUGAGUGAUUGAGUAUAUUAGUUGUUUAUUUUAGUAGA